CUCAAGAGGCUUCAUACACAACAUAGCGCGCGAGAUCUCCACAGCCAGUAGCCACGUCUGGGCAAACCUGGCCAUUAAUAAAAACAAACCAUGCGCUCUUCUGAUGGUGGACUGUAGUUAAGGGUGUGCGCACAAAAAGCGAAAAGCGCUCGCGCCUCCGCGCGCUACGACGCGCGUAACGCGCCAUGGAGAACUUUCCGAAAGAGGAGACCAUCUGGCCGCUGAACAAAUCGUGUUGCGAGUCAAGUAGCGUGAACGAAAGCACAGCUACAAACCGAACCGUGAACCCUCUUAAGCGCAACGAGGAGGUGGCUAAGGUUGAAGUGGCAGUGUUGUUCGUGGUGCUGCUUCUUGCACUGGCCGGGAACCUGUGCGUCCUGGCGGCGCUUCACGCCACCAAACGCGCGCGCUCGCGCAUGCAUUUCUUUAUGAAGCACCUCAGCAUCGCGGAUCUGGUGGUGGCUAUCUUCCAGGUGCUGCCGCAACUCAUCUGGGACAUCACGUUUCGCUUCUAUGGGCCGGACUUCUUGUGCCGCUUGGUGAAGUAUCUGCAGGUGGUGGGGAUGUUUGCCUCCACCUACCUGCUUGUGCUGAUGGCUGUGGACAGGUGUCUUGCAGUGUGCCAGCCACUCCGCUCUCUGCGUCGCAGGAAGGACCGUGAGUAUGUUCUCGGCUCGUGGCUCCUGAGCCUGCUGCUCAGCCUCCCACAGACAUACAUCUUCUCGCUCAAAGAAGUAGCAAAGGGAGUCUAUGACUGCUGGGGAGACUUUGUGCAUCCAUGGGGGGCGAAGGUCUACAUAACAUGGAUAAGUCUUGCCAUCUACAUCGUACCUGUUACCAUUCUCACUGUGUGUUAUGGCCUCACCAGUUUUAAGAUAUGGCAAAACUUCAAGCUGAAGAGCAGAAGGGAUCAUUCUCUAAGGCUGUCUAGGGAGCUGGCUGACGGUGCAGCGCUGUCACGCGUCAGCAGUGUGAGACUCAUCUCGGAGGCCAAAAUCAGGACCGUGAAAAUGACAUUUGUUGUCGUCUUGGCCUACGUUGUGUGCUGGACGCCGUUCUUCUUUGUGCAGAUGUGGUCAGCUUGGGAUCCCAUGGCACCGAGAGAGGAAAUGGCAUUCAUUAUUUCCAUGCUGUUGGCUAGCCUGAACAGUUGCUGUAACCCCUGGAUCUACAUGUUUUUUGCUGGCCACCUGUUCCGUGACCUGAUGCACAACUGUCUAACAACAUUACGCUGUAACUGUGUGGGGCAGCAGAGUCCUAAUGGCCAUUCAACAGGAAUAGUGAUGAAGGACACUGGCAGCCAGAGGAGCCUCACCCAAACAUCAACUACAUAACACACGGAUUGAAUGAGAAGACAAGGGGGUGCAUGGUGACAAAAUCUCUGCGAUGGACCGGCAUCUACAAUAAUAAUAAGAAUACAUAUGGACACAUAUUAUUAUUAAAACCUUGAUAAGGCUCAGGCCAGUGUAUUAAAAACAUACAGAUUACAAUUUGACUCUCUAGAGAGACUGAAACUACCACUAACUGUUACCUCAAAGCACACUGGCAAGACACACAUCAGUAAAAUAAUAAAUGCUUUUGCAUUUUGAAUGCAUUCAUCUGCCCCAUACUACCCUAUUCCACAAUGUAUUUUUUGAGGUUAUUGGACUGAACUAAUGGCAACAGUCAAACCCCUACAGUGAAAGUCCUGUCAUGGCUUUUAUUAUUAAACUACUAACCUUUGACACAGAUUCUGUUCAGAGGCCCUCUAGAGAUAUUACUAGGUCAUGUCAAGUUAAGUUCAGUCCUGGUUAACCUAAAUGUAUUGCUGAAUAAAUGUGUUUUGUGUCUACUUCUCUUACCCAUUUACUCAGCACUCGCUUUAUAGAUGAAUUAGACACAUUUACUUACAAAAAAUCAUUUAAUGUAUCAUGAUUGUAUGUGAAUAAAAUAAAUAAAAUAAAAAAUAUAACUAUU
Molecule: messenger RNA, 1956 nt
Organism: Silurus meridionalis
Lineage: Eukaryota; Metazoa; Chordata; Actinopteri; Siluriformes; Siluridae
Gene: oxtrb
Product: oxytocin receptor b
Exons: 3
Coding region: 186-1334 (382 amino acids)
Biological process (GO): regulation of systemic arterial blood pressure by vasopressin; female pregnancy; positive regulation of vasoconstriction
Cellular component (GO): membrane
Molecular function (GO): vasopressin receptor activity; oxytocin receptor activity; peptide binding
Source: RefSeq, a predicted model, not a curated record